Molecule: messenger RNA, 186 nt
Organism: Phytophthora nicotianae INRA-310
Lineage: Eukaryota; Oomycota; Peronosporomycetes; Peronosporales; Peronosporaceae
Exons: 1
Coding region: 1-186 (61 amino acids)
Source: RefSeq, a predicted model, not a curated record
AUGCUCAACGUCGAUGAAACAGCCGUACUAUCUGACAUGCCACCAACGAGAAGCUGGGAAGGCAAUGGACGCAAGGAUGCUCAUAUCAUCGGAUUAAACAAGCACGCAGGCUGCAUGACAGCCAUGCUGACUGUGCGUGCCGAUGUGGUCAAAGAAUUACAGAAAACAACGGAAAAGUCCCCGUAA